Effrenium voratum is the source of this 528-nucleotide messenger RNA. NCBI's taxonomy places the organism in Eukaryota, Dinophyceae, Suessiales, Symbiodiniaceae. The record is from the annotation of a GenBank genome assembly.
AUGCCGACUUAUGCACUUGACGGCCGUGCGCCGGAUUUUCCUCAAAACGGCGAUUUCUGGAUUGCGCCGAAUGCAACCCUCAUCGGUGAUAUCAGGCUCCGCGAGGCGGCGAGUGUCUGGUUUGGAGCCAUCUUGAGAGGUGACAACGAACCGGUGAUCGUCGGUCCGCGCUCGAAUGUGCAAGAUGGCUGCGUCUUUCACACCGACAUGGGUUACCCGCUCACGAUCGGCGCGGAUUGCACGAUCGGGCACAACGCGAUCCUUCACGGAUGCACCGUCAAGGACAAUUCGUUGAUCGGUAUGGGCGCGACAGUGCUGAAUGGAGCCAUUAUCGGCUCCAACUGCAUUAUCGGUGCGAAUGCACUGAUCGGCGAAGGCAAGGAAAUCCCGGACAAUUCACUGGUUGUCGGCAUUCCGGGCAAGGUGGUCCGCACGCUGCCGGACGAGGCAAAGGACAAUAUCCGCAAGUCAGCUGAAGGCUACGUUCGAAACUGGCGGCGCUACAGGGAUGGCCUCUCGGAGACCUGA